Messenger RNA from Prosopis cineraria, 942 nucleotides. RefSeq lists its product as uncharacterized. The record is from RefSeq and is a predicted model, not a curated record. Bases 1 to 942 code for a protein of 313 amino acids. Lineage: Eukaryota; Viridiplantae; Streptophyta; Magnoliopsida; Fabales; Fabaceae. The transcript has a single exon.
AUGUGUGGAGGAGCCAAAGUCCGUGGUCUAUUCUGGUGUUGUAUUUUCCCGUUGAAGAUCGUUUUCGACUCUCUGAAAAUUUUCCUCAGAACCAAACGCCUUUUCUUCUUUAUCUUCUUCUUCGUGUCUGUCCCUCUCUCCUUCCUUAUAUUCUCUGUUUUUCUCUCUACCUGCCACCUUCGCUACAAAAUCUACCAUCUCGAAGCCGUCGCCCUCCUUGCCCCGACCCGAUUUGAGGCCCGGCACGUAUGGACGGAGUCCCGCGAAGAUGCAAUCUACCUCCUCCGAAUCAAAGCCCUCUUCUCCGUCCCCUGCUUUCUCCUCUCCCUGGUCACCGCCGUAGCGUCUGUGCACGCCACCGUCCUCUCUUACAAUGGCAAGGUUCCCACUCUACAAUCCGCCACCGCGGCCGUCAAACAAAAUUGGAAGCGUCCGUCGGUCACCACGAUCUUUAUCUACGCAAUCCUGCUCGCGUUCGCUCUUCUUCAACGGAUUUUGGCCGCGCUAACACCCUGGCCGCAGCUGAGAUUUAUACUUCUGGCGAUCGGAUCGGGUGUAGACGUAUACCUGAUGGCGGUGCUUAGCUUAGGCCUGGUGGUGUCGAUCGCGGAGGAGAGAUUCGGUUGGGAGGCGAUCAAGGUUGGGUCGGGUUUGAUGGCGGGGAGGAGGUUCUGUGGAUGGGUGCUAUCGGGCUUGCUCUUGUUGGUGUCGGGUUUGAUCCGGGGGAAGAUGGAGGAGUUGGUGGAGGGUCCGAUUUCGUCGUCGGAGUUUCUAUCUUCGAUGGGCGCUGCGGGUAAAAUGGGAAUAAUGUGUGUAUACGGUGCGGCGGUGGUGUGGAGCUACUUGGUGACGACGGUGUUCUACUUCGAGUGCAAGAGAAGGCAUGGGAUUCGAGAACUUGAACACGAAGAAGACGAUGAAACGGGAAUUUCGAUGCUGUAA